This is a messenger RNA of Rhododendron vialii, 1131 nucleotides long. RefSeq names its product peroxidase 25-like. The coding region runs from base 69 to 1040 and encodes 323 amino acids. The transcript is spliced from 4 exons. Gene Ontology annotation, biological process: response to oxidative stress; hydrogen peroxide catabolic process. Gene Ontology annotation, cellular component: plasmodesma; plant-type cell wall. NCBI's taxonomy places the organism in Eukaryota, Viridiplantae, Streptophyta, Magnoliopsida, Ericales, Ericaceae. The record is from RefSeq and is a predicted model, not a curated record. Gene Ontology annotation, molecular function: heme binding; peroxidase activity.
CUAUAAAUAGUACUAGUGGUGCACAAUGAGUUUUGUGCGGAUUUUUCUCCACUCACUAAGUAUUGCAAAUGGAGGUUGUUUUUUCAGUUUUGUUAGUGAUAUUGAUAAUGGGUUUUCGUGUACAAGGCCAAGGAGGAUUGGAAACAGGGUUCUAUUCUUCUUCUUGCCCAAAAGCAGAGGAAAUAAUCAGGGCCACUGUUGAAGCACACUUCAAUAAAGAUCCGACCAUUGCAGCUGGCUUGCUUAGGCUUCAUUUCCAUGACUGUUUUGUUCAGGGCUGCGAUGGUUCCAUUUUGAUAACAGGAGCUUCUGGUGAGAGGAAUGCAUUGCCAAAUCUUGGUUUAAGAGGGUUUGAAGUAAUUGAUGAUGCAAAAACACAGAUAGAGGCCUUGUGCCAGGGAGCUGUCUCCUGUGCUGACAUACUAGCAUUGGCUGCCCGUGAUGCUGUUGUCUUGAGUGAUGGACCAAGUUGGGCAGUGCCAACAGGAAGAAGAGACGGCAGGAUCUCUUCCAAAGCUGAAGCCUCAAAUUUACCUUCUCCUACAGAUUCCAUUGCAGUUCAGAGGCAGAAAUUUAUGGCUAAAGGCCUAGAUGACCAUGACCUUGUUACACUAGUUGGAGCACAUUCCAUCGGCCAAACAGAUUGUUUGUUCUUCAGAUAUCGUCUAUACAACUUCACAACCACAGGCAAUGCAGAUCCAACCAUUAAUCAAGCAUUCUUACCACAGCUACAAGCAAUUUGCCCCAAAGAUGGUGAUGACUCAAAACGCGUGGCCUUGGACAAAGAUAGCCAGUUCAAAUUCGACGCAAGUUUCUUCAAGAAUGUGCGCGAUGGCAACGGAAUUCUAGAGUCGGACCAGAGGCUCUUGGGAGAAGCUGCAACUGGUAGAAUCGUUCAGAACUAUGCAGGCAGCAUAAGAGGGUUGUUGGGAUUGAGAUUUGAUUUGGAGUUUCCAAAGGCUAUGAUCAAAAUGAGUGGCAUUGAGGUGAAGAUUGGGGCACAGGGGGAAAUUCGGAAGAUGUGCUCAAAGUUCAACUAGGUAGAAAAUGGGAAGAGUUGUAAGAUGCAUAAUGUGUGUGAAAACUUGUAAAAAGGUUUCAUCAAAGUAAUGAAGAAGGCAAAAUUAAAUA